Helicoverpa zea (corn earworm) is the source of this 1009-nucleotide messenger RNA. RefSeq lists its product as uncharacterized. The record is from RefSeq and is a predicted model, not a curated record. NCBI's taxonomy places the organism in Eukaryota, Metazoa, Arthropoda, Insecta, Lepidoptera, Noctuidae. Bases 120 to 803 code for a protein of 227 amino acids. The transcript has 4 exons.
ACCGGCACCACAACACUGCGACCAUUGGUCCGACGUACUCGCGUAUCGAUACUCUAAUUGUGUUUAUUAGAGGUGCUACUUGUCGAUAUUAACUGAGAAUCAACAGUGAUCGUGACAAAAUGAUGAAAAUUAUCUUCUUAGUGUUCAUACCUUUGGCUUGGAGUUAUGGACCAAAUACGCAAGGGGGUGGUGCUUUCGCGUACGUGGACUCGACUGGCAAUAGGUACGGCGGCACAUACGGCCUGGAGGACGGCAAGGUCGUAAGGACCUCAGGCGACCCGUUCCCUGAACACUUCGCAGACACAGUGGACCCCUACCACGGAGCUGACUUCGGCCCCCUAUUUUUCGGCAACUUUGACAAUUUGCUCCAAGAGGUGUUCCAAAAGAAUUUUGAGAACCAGAGACUGGCGUUUGAUGCUGCCAGACAAGCGUUCGACUUAUCGUCGAACCAGUUGGGUGGUUACUAUCCAAAUCCGAAUGUUGACUAUAGGUACCCUCCGUUCGGCGGCUUCGGAAUGCCGAUGUCGGGUUUCGGAAAUUCGGCGUUCGCGAGCGCGGCCGCGGGACCAGGAUACCAGCACCACGUCGCCGCCAUCAGCCCAUCCAAUCCAAGAAUGCCGAAUGUGGAUAGAGUGAGCCAUUUCGCGGAUACGUCACUACCAGAUGGCAGGAAAUACUACUCCGUCUCCAGCAAGUCCUACUCAUCAUCAUCUAACAUCAACGGCAGGGAGAUCUCAAACCGAGGAGCCGAAACCUUAGUCAACGACAACGGAAAAGUUACCCAUUACAAAGUACAAAACUAAUCUGUAAAAAACGAUGAUUUAAACGCCCAAAACCUUAUGAAAUUUACACUAAAACAUGGAUCUCAAGAUACAAAAAUUAUUAAAAUUGUUUCUCAAAGUUAUUUAAGCAGUUAAAGCAAUGGCGAUUAUGUAUUAUGAUAAGUCACUCUAAAAGUUGUUUGUGAAAUAAAAUGAUAUAGUAUCAAUAAAAUGAUUAUAAUAUUGGU